Sporisorium graminicola is the source of this 2541-nucleotide messenger RNA. RefSeq lists its product as uncharacterized. Gene Ontology annotation, molecular function: magnesium ion transmembrane transporter activity. Gene Ontology annotation, cellular component: membrane. Gene Ontology annotation, biological process: magnesium ion transport. The record is from RefSeq and is a predicted model, not a curated record. Bases 1 to 2541 code for a protein of 846 amino acids. The transcript has a single exon. NCBI's taxonomy places the organism in Eukaryota, Fungi, Basidiomycota, Ustilaginomycetes, Ustilaginales, Ustilaginaceae.
AUGUCGGUCAUCACCACCUUGGACGCCGAGAGCGGCCCCAGCGCGCCGUUCAGCGUCGCCACUGCGAUUGCACUCGGGUUGAUAGCCAGCUUCAUCCAGAGCCUCGGUCUUACCAUCCAACGCAAGUCGCAUCUCCUCAACGAAUCGCUCGCCCCGGUUCGUCGCAAGACUGAAUGGAAGCGUCCAUUAUGGCUCAUCGGCUUCGCCAUCUUUCUUAUCGCCAAUAUCGGAGGUACCGUCUUCCAGAUUGGCGCACUGCCCAUUGUGAUGCUGGCACCUCUUGGGGCUGUCAGUCUGCUCUACAAUGCCCUCCUCGCUCGAUUCCUGCUCAAUGACCUGCUCUCCAAAUACAUGGUUGUGGGCACCGCACUCAUUGCCUCUGGUGCAGUCUUGAUCGGGUACUUUGGCGUAGUGCCAUCACCACCUCACAGUCUCGACGAGCUCCUCGAUCUGUACGCUCGCCCAACCUUUGUCGCGUUUGCUACCAUCUUUACCUUUGUCUUUGUCGGUGUUCUCACCGUCUCGCACCUGGCAGAGUGGCAGCUUCAUACGAAGAUCUACCGCAACUCCCUUCCAGCACGGCCCGCAAAACCAAAGCAUAGGAGCGGCCAUGGCCUCAGAGGACGUCUGCGAAGGCGUUGGUCUGCCCCUACCUUGGCACCCGUCGCUGAAGUCAGUGAAAGCAGCUCCGGCAUCGCAACCCCCGUCUUGGCCACUCGUGAUGAAGCCAAUCGUCGUUCGACCUUCGUACCUAGCCCUCAGCAGCAAACCGUGCUGUAUGGGCGCAGUAUUAUCGCCACUCCCUUGUCACUUCUUUCAGCCGGUUCUAGCUCUGUGGCAACGCCUCUACUCAAGCAGUCCGACCCGACAGCACCCACAUCUAAGCGUGAUUAUGGCUCGCUUGGUCGCAACGACUCCAACGCCCGCAAACGUAAGAAGAGCCUCGAUCUGCCGCGUCUCGAGCUCAGGGAGGCCGAGCAGCGCAUUGACGCAGAGACAGUCAAGCAAACUAAGCUGGGCCUCGCCGUCGCGUAUGGCGGUGCCAGUGGCACGCUUUCCGGUGCCUGCCUGCUGCUCGCCAAGUCGGGCGUCGAGCUUCUCAUGCUUACGUUUUCAGGUCAGAACCAAUUCGGGCGGUGGCAAAGCUGGCUCUUGAUUGGUAUCCUGCUCGCUGCAGCUCUCCUGCAACUGUGGUAUCUCAAUAAGGCUCUCAAGCUCGCCGAUCCGACGUUGGUCUGUCCGCUGGCGUUCUGCUUUUACAACACCUCGAGCAUUGCACUCGGUCUCGUGUAUUUUGAUCAGAUCGGCGCAUUGGCGUGGUACGAUCUGGUGUUGGUAGCAGUGGGCACGGCCGUUUUGCUGGGCGGGGUAUGGACGGUCAGCUUGCAUGGCAACGACGAGCCGUGUGACUCGGCAUACGUGUGCGGGCAGGACGAGAACCAGCCCUUGCUUUCGACGCAUGCUUCGCCCAACGGCUCUGGUUCGGUUUCGGAUUCCAGCUAUGAGGGACUGUUGGUGGCCAACGGGGCCGGAGUCGCAGGACCGCAUCUGCCGCCGCUCACGAUUUCUCCACACUCAUCGUCGUUUGUGGAUCACAAUGUGGCGUCCCUGGCUUCUCCGGAAGAGGCUCCUCUGACGAUGCAUCACGAACAACAGGAAAGUGGUGCAAGUAACAGCAGCACGCGCACAACACCGCGACUUGGCGCACAUCCGUCCAAACGCCGCCCUGCAUCCACCAGCAGCCACCACACCGCCCAACGGCGGCCGACCAUCACGCUCGACUUCCCUCUACGCGACGACCUCUUUUCGCCCAAACACGACGCGACGUGUGCACACGACGUCGAAGCGCAUGGCGGCGGCAGCAGCAGUAGUAGCGGUGUUUCACCUGCACCGCGUCAUUCGGCCGAAUCGUCCGUCUCGGAGCGCAGACCGUCGCUGUACAACAGCAUUUUGGAGCAUGGUCUUUCGAUCGGCAUCAGCCCGAGCUCGCCUGGCUUCCAUUUGCAGCCACGCUCGCCGUCGCUUUCGCGGUGCAACUCGAACUGGCAGCAGCAGCACGCGGGACGGCAUGGGCAGAGGAGCAUGUCUGAGGCAGAGGCGCCGUCGACUGUCACGGGCUAUCGGCGCUUGAAGCAGCAGCAGCAACAGCAGGUGGGGCGGCGGGAGGGCAGCGAUGAUUCGACCGCGAGUACGCAGCAUGCGGCAGCGGGGGAGGACGAGAAUGCGGCCAGCAGUGGGUUUGAGAUCAUGCUCGAUCAGAUGGACCUCAGUCGCAGACUGGAGGCGAUCGGAUUUAGGGAGAGGGGCAGGAGAUGGUGGAGCCGGUGGAAGCCGAGAUGGGGGGCCAAGGCGGUAGAAGAGGAGGGAGAGGGGGAGGGGGAGGGGGAGGGGGAGGGGGAGGAAUCGUUCAUCGUCGCGAGCAACAGUAACGGCAGCUUGAUGGCUGUUCCACGCAGCCAGGCGGAAGCGACGCAGGGCUUGGGCCUGGCGCUCGAAUCUGAUCAGCCUACGGGGGCAGGUUCCAUAGGCGGAGCAAGAUGA